ACCUAAAGAUUGCGCCAACUUGUAGUAGCGUAAACAAGCAUUGAAUUCUUGAUAAAAGAAUCUUCAUUUGAAGAAUGUACAUUGUACAACAAUACUAGAAAUGAGAGAAAUAACUCGAUAAUCGAAAAUAUAUAUAAACUUCGAGGCAUAAAAAGUUAUCAAAACAACAAUUUCUUGUGACGCUUGAUUAGUAUGCCGACAUCACACCAGCUUUUUGCGGAUUCCACGCAGCGAUUGCGGUAAAUAGCGACAGUCUUCUGCAUACCAAUUGGAGGCCAAACAACCAAUGGCAAAACAUACUCACAGCUUUUCUUUAUUAUUUUAAAGAAACUGUGAAAUAAAGGCGAAUAAAAAUAAGAGCGAAAGUGAAAUGAAUAAAUUUAAAGCUUUCUUUUGAGACAACAAAUUGUAUUCGCAACAGUACUAAUUAGACAACGAUACAAUGCAGACCUUAGCAUGUGUACUACAACGCUUAACCACGUUUAUGAUUAUAGUCCAACUUUUGGCAACAGUGGCGCAAGGAUUAGAAGAAGCCGCGCAGGAGAAGAUAAUAGAACACAUUGGAAGAGAAGAGAAUGUGACCACAACCGCCAACGCUACAGAUGACAAGCUCAGACUUGCCGUUGAUUUCGAGCAAAUAUCGCGCAAUUUAGACACUGCGAACCACAACCACUACCUCAAGUCAGCUAAUUUCAGUGUAGCAGAUAACAAGGGACGUCAUUCCUGCGAACGUCGCUGUCAAAAUAAUCAACCGCUCACGUGCUAUUACCGCUUGGUGAUGCAUCAUUACCAGGCGUCGAACGCCGAAUGUGAACAUUGCUUUAAUAACGCAGCGGCCUGUCCGCAACAGCAAUGCAUUUACGGCGAUGGUGUUUACACGCCCAUAAUAGCCAUCAAUCAAAUGCUGCCCGCACCACCAAUCGAGGUGUGUGUGGACGACACUGUUGUGGUUGAUGUCAUCAACUACCUUACCGAACCGAUCAGCAUACACUGGCACGGCAUGCCGAUGUUCCGUACACCCGAGAUGGAUGGUGCACCAUUUGUUACACAGUAUCCAAUACAGCCAGCUGAGGGUUAUCGCUAUCAAUUUAAUGCAGAACGUGUGGGCAGCGUCUGGUAUAACAGUCAUGUUGGUUUGCAGCGUAACAUGGGUGUGGGCGGCAGUUUCAUCAUACGACAGCCCAUACAAAGCGAUCCACAAUCCUACUUAUACGAUUUCGAUUUGCCGGAGCACACACUACUCAUACAAGACUAUGUAUACGGUUAUGAUAUGAGUCGUGUGAGAAAUCUACUCAUCAAUGGUAAGGGUAGAAAUCAUGCUUCGAGCCUUUCCGAUCGCGAUCCGCGACAUCGCUAUGAGCGCCUACAGGUAGCUAAUGGUAAGCGCUACCGCUUCCGUAUCAUCUACAAUAGUUUCUUCAACUGUCCCGUUGAGUUCUCAGUGGAAAACCAUCGAAUGCUUAUGAUUAGUACGGAUGGCAAUGACAUUGUACCAGUGCUAGCCGAUAGCUUUUUCAUGACCGCUGGUGAACGUUUCGAUUUCGUGCUGCAGGCAAAUCAGCAAGCGCGUAGCUAUUGGAUUAGGGUCCGCGGUUAUGAGGAUUGCGCCAAGGAAAACCUCUAUCAGGGCGCUAUAUUGACCUAUAAAAGCGUUGUAGGUCGAGCAUUGCCACAAAAGCCGAUGGUGAAAACCUCGUUUUGCGAUAACGAUAAAGAGGAAUAUCUCACCGUAGGCGAUUAUGAGCAACACCUGAAGAAAACUGUAUCAUACGAGAAAAGUGCAUGUACACGCGCUAACUUCAAAGCCACGAAUGUUGCCACAGUUGGUUUGAGCGCUUUGGAGCAACAGCCAUGGAACCGUGACACCGAAUUUCUCACAUACUAUUCGUUAUUUGGCUCGCGUGUAACGUCUGCUGCCAAUGAUGUAUCCUAUCAAAUUGAUGACAUCACUUUUAAGAUGUCGAAAAUUUCACUUCUGCAAACUAACGGUCUCUACAAUGAGAAAGGCGUAUACUGUAAUCGCUCGAUGCUCGCGGCAAAGGGUCAAAAGUGUGAAACGCAGCAAUGCAUAUGCACGAAUGUUGUGCAUUUACCAGCUUAUCGUGCCAUAGAAAUCGUUUUGGUCAAUAAUAAUAAUGCACCGACACCGGUGCAUUUGCAUGGCUACACUGUGCGUUUGGUCGGUCAGAAUGUUUUGGAUGGCAUAGUAAACGAGAAACAGAUAAUAGAUCUCGAUAGACGAGGUUUGCUGCAACGUUCAAACGAUGAUUAUCCCAUCCAAAAGGACACUGUGCAGGUGCCACCGCACGGCUAUGCAAUCAUACGUUUCUAUAGCAGUAAUCCCGGCUACUGGAUGUAUCAUAGUUCCUUGGAUAGUCAGGCCGUGCGUGGCAUGAUUGGCAUUUUCAAAGUCGGUGAAGAUCAUCAAAUAAAAGAGGUGCCCCCACGUUUGCGCUGUUGAAUCAAAAUGUGUCUGCAUUUGAAAGUGAUUUAUGAAUUCUUAUACUCAUUCGUCAGCAGCAGAAUAACAGAGGCUUUUUUUUAAGUUAGCCUAUUUAUUUUUUCUUCUAAUGCUUUUAAAUAAAUUUCAAUAUUUAUUGAAAAA
This is a messenger RNA of Bactrocera oleae (olive fruit fly), 2605 nucleotides long. RefSeq names its product Multicopper oxidase 3 (gene Mco3). Gene Ontology annotation, molecular function: oxidoreductase activity; copper ion binding. Lineage: Eukaryota; Metazoa; Arthropoda; Insecta; Diptera; Tephritidae. The record is from RefSeq and is a predicted model, not a curated record.